This is a messenger RNA of Laccaria bicolor S238N-H82, 894 nucleotides long. RefSeq lists its product as uncharacterized. The transcript has 7 exons. The record is from RefSeq and is a predicted model, not a curated record. Lineage: Eukaryota; Fungi; Basidiomycota; Agaricomycetes; Agaricales; Hydnangiaceae. Bases 1 to 894 code for a protein of 297 amino acids.
AUGCUAACAGAUCAUGGUAUACUUGGGGUGGGUGAGGAUUCUGCUCCUGCUCCUGUUUCUUGGACCACUCUCUGGGCACAGUCUGAAACUCCUCUGAAUACUCCUCGACGAGUUCGAAUUGCUGCACAGAGUGCAGAACGUGACAAUCGCACAUUGGAUAGCCCCCAGCAUCGUCGUGCUCCUCAUGGUGUGCACUCCCCAGAGCAUGUUGCUCUUAUUGAUUUGAGAAUACCUCAGCAUGCCCCAGAUCCUGCUCCUGGAAAUGAUCCUUUUUUAGCUGCUCCUGCUCCUGCUCCUGCUUCUGCUCCUGCUCCUGCUCCUGCUCCUGCUCUUGCUCCUGCUCCUGCUCCUGCUCAACAACUUGCUGCUAUUCCACCUGUUUCUGCUCUGAAUAAUUUAGAAUUACCUCUGCAUGCCCCACACCCUGCUCCUGCUCCUGUUGUAUACAAUGGACAGCAAUAUAAUCAUCUACCAGCUGCUCUAGCUCAGCAGCUUGCUGCACUUCCACCUAUUCCUGUUCAGAUAGGUCGAGGUCAAGGCCAUGGCCGUGGUCAUGGACAUCAGGUUCAUCCACAUCCUAAUGUAGUCCAUCCACCACCAGCUCAGCACAAUGCACCUGCACCUGCUGCCAUGUAUCCCAAUCUACCUGCACAUCUUCAAGUUGCUUACCAGGCUCUGGCCCCUCCUCAUCCUAAUUUGUUUCACAAUUUACCUGCAUACCAGGGAAAGGAAGAGCAUGUUGAUUCAGAUCCUCCUCCUGAAGAACCCCCUCUACCUGCUCCUGCUCCUGGAAUGACUUUACCUCAACCUGUUCCUCCACCCCCAGUCCCAUUUGCACCAAAUCCUCUUCCUAUGCCACCACCUGCAGCAGUUGCUCAAAUUCCUGAAGCAUGA